Molecule: messenger RNA, 1164 nt
Organism: Phytophthora nicotianae INRA-310
Lineage: Eukaryota; Oomycota; Peronosporomycetes; Peronosporales; Peronosporaceae
Exons: 3
Coding region: 1-1164 (387 amino acids)
Source: RefSeq, a predicted model, not a curated record
AUGGUAACAGACAAGUUCGGAUGUGGAUCGUUUGCGCAGCACGCGUUGGUCGACGGUGGAAGUAAAUUGAAUAUGUUGUACGCGGUACGAGCGUUCAAGCAGAACAAUCCAGCGUGGGUGGAUGUGAAAGUCAUCGUAAUUGACAAAGACUUCAUCGAACUGGGUUUACUGUGCGAAGAGUUUCCUUGUGCCACAAUUAUUCUCUGUCACUUUCACGUCAUAGAUUAUCUGAAGCGAGAAAACGAGAGCCUGUUUGAUGAGUACCUUUCUGCUUUGACGAAGCUGUGUGCGGGAAAACCAUUAUUUAUGGACUAUUUCACGGAGAAUUGGCUCAAUUGUAAGGAUCAAUGGUGUACUUUCAAGCAUGGAAACAUUCCGCAUCUUGCCAACAACACGAAUAACCGUCUGGAAGCUAGUUGGGGUGCUGCCAAGGACUUGCUACAUCGUCACAUGGCCAUGGACGAGUGCAUUGAUCACCUCCUGUUCUUGCAACAGACCGCCGAAGAUCAGUACACUGCCAAGAACGAGAGCCUGUUUGAUGAGUACCUUUCUGCUUUGACGAAGCUGUGUGCGGGAAAACCAUUAUUUAUGGACUAUUUCACGGAGAAUUGGCUCAAUUGUAAGGAUCAAUGGUGUACUUUCAAGCAUGGAAACAUUCCGCAUCUUGCCAACAACACGAAUAACCGUCUGGAAGCUAGUUGGGGUGCUGCCAAGGACUUGCUACAUCGUCACAUGGCCAUGGACGAGUGCAUUGAUCACCUCCUGUUCUUGCAACAGACCGCCGAAGAUCAGUACACUGCCAAGGUGAAGCGCGUGGGCUUCCGGUACAGCCAAAACUAUGAUGAAGAGAUGAGUAUGUUGGCAAAACUGGCAACUCAUCACGCAUGCAAUCUGGUUGAAGAACAGUAUCUUGUAAGCGGCCGGGAGACGUAUGAUACGACGCCAGAUGAAAAUACUCCAGAGUUUUUUUUUACUCUAGCCAGUGCCAAAUCGGGUGGCCAAUACGCUGUGAAUUUGAACACACUUGCAGCUGCGCUUUUAACCAGACCAUGCUGCUUCCUUGUCGACAUAUACUAUAUCUACGGCGGCACAAUGCGAACAUGCGUUCCAUCAUUCCGUAUGAGACGACACCUGGUCGGUGGCUGCUUGCCGAUGAAGACGUAG